Molecule: messenger RNA, 975 nt
Organism: Trypanosoma brucei brucei TREU927
Lineage: Eukaryota; Euglenozoa; Kinetoplastea; Trypanosomatida; Trypanosomatidae
Exons: 1
Coding region: 1-975 (324 amino acids)
Source: RefSeq, a predicted model, not a curated record
AUGACUUCGCUCAACACAGAGCUGGCUCUCGCAAAGAGGUUUCAUAUGCUGAGCAAAAAUUAUAGCAACCGCCCUGUCAUCGCGCGCCGCAACACGCUUCCCACUCUUGUGCGGUUUAUUCGGAGUAACGACCGAGAAACUCGUCACUACUCCCUCUCUGCGCUCCUGCUGCUUGCGCAACACGAGGAAAAUGUGGAACUACUUUGCUUGGAGCGCGGCCUCGUCCCGGGUGUUUACGCAGUUUACAAAGAUGCCGAUUACGACGACCCCCAGUUACGUGAAAUAGCAGAUCAAAUUCUGAACUGUCUCGAACCCGUUUUGCAGGGCAGAGACCCACGUAAGGCUAGCCAAACAAGCGUAACUCCUGUUGGGAGUAGCAGUGAUGCGGUUGACAGCGAUCCUUUAAAUGAUAGUUUUUCCCCCAGUCGACGAGCGCGCGCGGGCAGGGUGCUGCGGGGAGUUGGCUCGGAUGCUAUCCACACUGUUCUACUUGACAUCCCCGCGUUGGAUCCGAAUGGGGGGGACAAUAUUGAGGCUAUCGAAGACAUCUUUCAAACAACGCGCGGCGUUUUGUCAUACUCUAUUUUUGUGGAGAACAGACAGGCACGUCUGUUCGUUACAUGUGCCACACAGGUAGUGCAACAAGUCCUCUCCGACUCUGGUUUCGAAUCAGUGGUAGUUCGCGAUGACGUCGUCAACCAGGAGAUGUUUGGCGGCGGAGCUGACGGCAGUGCCGGGUUAAAUAGCGGUGGGAAUAGAAGCAAUACAAGCUACUACGAUGGCGGUUCUCCACAGCACCGUCCCUCUUAUCUGCAAAGUGUCGCCAACAGCAUCUACCAGUCCGCACUUGUCCUUGGAGGUGGCAGCAGGAAUAAUGACACGCUGUCGGCACGUGUUAACGAGCAGCGGACGAGGGAGCAAGAAGGAGAAUCAACAUUUGGGUACAUAUCGAAAACGCUGUCGAAGUGGUGGUGA